AUUAUACUUCUAACAAGCCAAACAUAGUGCAAAAGUCUAGUAGAAAAGAUGUGGUGACAAAGUGAUAGAAGGCAAAAGCUCGUUAUUGGCUAGAAAAUAGAAUAUUCGUCUCCUUUGCGCCUUGCUAUCGCCGACGCAGCUACAGCUACAGCUACGUAAGAAAUGCCAAAAUAGGAAACCAAACUAGUAGUAAAAGUGUGUUUGUUUUGCUGUUUGAAUUGGUUUGUCCGCAAGUCCAGUUUCUGAGUCCCCAACUCUGCGCCCCAUUCUUGCUCUCUCUGCCUCCGCCUGCAACACCAAUAUAGAGGAGAUGCAACACACAGAAGGGAAGGGAAGAGUUAAACCCUGCUCUUUCCAUUCCGGCAUUCAAAAAGCUUCAUAAGUAGUCUUUCAGGCAGACACUUUCUGUUCAUUUCUUUGCCCCCUUCUUGCUGAUGCUGUUUCUCAUGAUGAUAUUAUUGAAGAUGCAGCCGUCCUCGCCCAUGGGCGAGAUCGACACCAAACCCAUCAAAUCCGUUCAGGUAGCUCUUACCCUUUUCGAAGAGAAAGGGGACAAUCAGAAAAAAUUCGCCCCCACCUGGAGUAUGAACAGCAGUACCAACUCCACCCUUGAUCAGGCAGUAGAGAAAGCAAAGGAUAUGGAUGGGCUCUCAAAAGAGUUAUCAAACUGCAAGCUCCAACUUGAGGCAAAAGAUUCGGAACAAUUGCAGCUUCUUCGCAGGGUCGAGCACUACCAGAGCACAGUAGAGCAACUCACUUCUCUGUUGAAGGACUCCGAGUCCGAGAAAGAGUUCCACAUCCAACAGCACCUUGAAGCCGCCCUCCGGCUCAGCGAGCUGGGGGAUCAAGUAGCUGAGGCCGCAAAAUUAAGGGAGCAACUCUCUAACGUCCUCCACGAGCUGAAAUGCAAUCAGGGCGAGAUGCUCAGGAUCCAAGCCGAGCUCGCCACGCUCAAGGAUGAGAAGAACAAGGCCCUUGCAAGGGCCAAGGCUAUGGAAUCCAUGGCGAAUUCCAACAAGGGGAGAGCCGAGGAGCUGCUGAAGCAAGUGGGAGAUGCUCAAGUCGAGAUGACACUCCUGAAAUCGGAGCUCAUCAAGAUAAGAUCAAAGGCUGUUGUGGCCGAGGCGGUUGAGGCUAGAAACAAGAAGCAAGGGGGUGUUGGGUCAGUGAAACGGUCAACAACGCACAAUGUUCAGGGCAUUGUGGAAGAAGCAUCUGAAGGAAACCAUAGUACUCAUGAUGUGAAUUGUGAAGGGGGAGGAGGAGGAGGAGGGAAGGUCAUGAUUUCAUUGGUUGAUUAUGAGGCAUUGGUAGAGAGAGCUUCAACGGCCAAUCAGAGUUUUUGGAAGGACUAUGAUCAGUCAGCGGUGGAGUUCAGGACUGAGUUGGGGAACCUGAAGAAAGAAUUGGAAGGUGCAAUGUCCAAGAUCGGGGAGUUCAGGGCCAGGGCGGAGCAGGCAGUGACGAGGGCAGAUGUCGCGGAGAAGGCCAAAGUGGAAGUUGAGGAGGAGCUUAGGAAGCUGCGGGAAAGGAAGCAGAAGAGGAAGGCAGCGCUGGCUGCACUAAGGGAGGAAUCCUUGUCUGGAAAGUUCAGCUUCUUGCCUACUACAACUACUAGUACUUAUGCUCCUAACAAGCCGGCCAAUUCGUAUCAGCCGUUGGGUAAGAUCCUAAACCUGACUUACUAGCUAGGUUGGUUGAGGUCUUGUGUUCUGGAUUGAGAGGAAGUUGUAAGGAUAGUAGAAGCAAAUGAAACAGCAAUGGGUCUAAUGAUCUUGUUUUUGUGAAAACGCAUUCUUUCUUUCUGUCUUCCCUUUUGGGAAGGAAUAUCAUGGUAUUUGAUUGGUUUAAUUUAUUCGAGUGAAGCUUUAUACCAGUGUUAUUAAAGCCGAACCGAGCCGCUCGGUCCGACCGGUAGAACCGCCACCCGGUCACAAAAUCGGCUCGAAACAGUCUAAAAGCCGCUCCGGUUUUAUGUAGCGGUUGGCGAGCGGCCAAGGCAGUUAACCGCUCGAGCCGAUCGAGCUACUCGUCCGGUUUUUUCCAUUCAACCGUUAAAUUUAAUUAAAAAAUUACAGAAAAUUGA
Linum trigynum is the source of this 2086-nucleotide messenger RNA. The record is from the annotation of a GenBank genome assembly. NCBI's taxonomy places the organism in Eukaryota, Viridiplantae, Streptophyta, Magnoliopsida, Malpighiales, Linaceae.